Sphaeramia orbicularis (orbiculate cardinalfish) is the source of this 970-nucleotide messenger RNA. Its product is annotated as leucine-rich repeat-containing protein 30-like. The record is from RefSeq and is a predicted model, not a curated record. The coding region runs from base 71 to 970 and encodes 299 amino acids. Gene Ontology annotation, cellular component: cytoplasm. The transcript has a single exon. Lineage: Eukaryota; Metazoa; Chordata; Actinopteri; Kurtiformes; Apogonidae. Gene Ontology annotation, molecular function: protein binding.
AGUGUUUUUGGCAUUUGAACUAAUCACAUGCUGACAUCUUGUUAUAAGUGAUACGAGUACUGCGAGGAAAAUGGGUGGGAAGCAAUCUCGCAGUUUGUCCAACAAGGAGUUGAACGAGGUGAGUGUGAGUCAAAGGAGGAAGAGCGCUUUGAGAGACGACCAGCCAAGCCUGUCGUCAGCCGCCGAGAGGAUUCGCAGACACACGACUGUCCACUUUGGCUACAGCACCCUCAGUCUAGCCAUGCGGGGGUUGGAUGAGCCCCCUGCUGAGCUGUGGGAACUCCGAGAACUGCAAAAGCUAAACUUGUCCAUGAACUGCAUGUGUUCCCUUCCCCCUGCACUGGGCACUCUAGACAAUUUAGUGAUUCUCAACCUUUGGGGCAACAAUCUGUCCAGUCUUCCACCGGAGAUCGGCCUGCUUAAGAAGCUGCGGGUGCUGUUUGCCUGUAGAAACCGCCUGAGUGAGGUGCCAGAAGAACUGGGCUUGUGCAUGGGCUUGGAAGUGCUCAGCCUGGCCAACAACCAGAUUACGGGUCUCCCCGGCAGCUUGGCAGCCAUGCGCAAUCUAACCAAACUCAACCUUAGCCACAACCGCAUUGCUCACAUCCCCACCUGUGUGUACAGCAUGAAGGGCCUGGUCUUCCUCCAUCUCGCCUGCAAUCGGCUGGAAACGAUCGCAGACCAGAUACAGGACCUGGUCAACCUGAAGAUCCUCAUUGUGGAGGGGAACAGUAUCCACACACUGCCUAAGACUCUAUGCUUUCUAGAGUCUCUAGAACUCCUUAAUGUUGACUUCAAUGAUUUGCAAAGUGUGCCCAUGGAAAUGUACCUGCUGAACAGACUGGGGAGGCUGGCCUGUCACCCACUGGAUAAGGGGCUCCAUAUUGUCCACAACCCCCUCCUCAAGCCUAUUCAGGAGGUGCUGCAAGGAGGGCUCAGUGCCCUCUAUAACUACCUCAAACCCACGUGA